GUUCAAAUAUUUUUUGGAGUCUUAUACCCCGUUCACACCAAAAAGUUAAACACGUUUAACUAAACAUGGUUAAAAAAUUACCCGUUCACACCGCGCACGCUCUCAAACUAAACACGUUUAAAACCUGUUUAAUUAAACUACCUCUAAAAGGUAGUUUAAACCCUGUCUAACCAACAUGGCGGAGGAAAGAGACGAUAAAAAGCGGGGAAGGGCAUGGGAAAAAGAAGAGACAAUAAUUCUUUUGGAGAAGUGGGGGGAAGAGAAUAUUCAGCAACGUCUGAAAGAAUGCACCCGAAAAAAGCCAAUUUGGCAAGAAAUAAGCACUUAUCUAAACGCUUCUGGGUACAACGACAGGGAUUGCGACUCGUGCAAAACCCGAAUCCACACAUUAAUCUCGGCCUACAGAGGCUACGAAGAUGCGCUGUCGAGGUCCAGCAACGCAACUCCUAAAAAGAAGGCACCCUUCUUUGACGAAAUUGACGAAAUUGACGAAAUUUUAUCGGACAAGCCAGCUACCAGACCGGCUAUCGCCCUAAGCUCAACCGUUCUGGAAAGUACUCAAAGCAAGGAGACGGAGCUGACGGACGGCGAGAAGAGCCCACAACCCAGUUGCAGUUUUCCAACCUUGGAAAAACAAAAACGAAAGAAAGCCGACGAGAAGCAUCUUCCCAGUCUUCUCGGUAGGUUUGUUGUUGUUUCCAUGUUAAUGAGAAAAUGUUACGUAGUUUGCCACCUGACCAACUUAUUAUGCAACUAACGUCACGUGAAAAAACAUGACAAGAUGAGGCCCUUGUUGAUUCGGAGUUUUGCGAAAGCCACGUACGAUUCAAUGUUGUUUACUCAAUUCUUCACCUCAAACCACAGAUUACAGACCACUACUUUCGCGAAAAAUCCAAAGAAGUGGACUAGAACACUGUGGAGGAAUACCGAGGAUCAGGAAACGCUUUAUUGCUUUUCACGACCAUGGCCAGGGCUGCUUUGUCUGGUUUUAUUUUUCCAUUUAAAGUCAUUUUCAGAGCUUGUGUUUUGGAUGUUUGCUUUUUUUCAUUAGCUUGUUUUACAGCUUUAGCCCGCAAAAAUCUACCUGUAUCACAAAGCUCAAAAGCUUGCAUUUAAUGGCUGUCUUGCAUACGGUAUUUCCACUGGUAAGUGCCCACACUUUAAUAAGUGCCCUCCCCUGAAUGAGCACCCACCCCCUCAACCAAAAUAGCAAAUAAGCGCCCUAACUUUCUUAAAUAGUAAAGAUACAAGGAAAACCUGUUUCUAUUGGCAAAUAAUUUCCAAUCUUGUAAGCUGUAACUACACUGGCAUCAGUACAUGUAGGAAAACAGUUUAUUUUCUGUUAGUCACUUGUAGUUUUUUCUAUAUCCAUGUGCUUGCAGAGUUCUGUUAUGUGCAGUAGCCAAAAU
This is a messenger RNA of Orbicella faveolata, 1409 nucleotides long. RefSeq lists its product as uncharacterized. Lineage: Eukaryota; Metazoa; Cnidaria; Anthozoa; Scleractinia; Merulinidae. The record is from RefSeq and is a predicted model, not a curated record.